AUGUCGGACCUCAAGGAGUUCACCUACCAGGACGUUGCUGAGCACAACACCAAGAAGGACAUCUACGUCGUCAUCCACGAUGCCGUCUACGACAGCACCAAGUUCGUCGACGAGCACCCCGGUGGUGAGGAGGUCUUGCUCGACGUGGCCGGCCAGGAUGCGACCGAGGCCUUUGAGGAUGUCGGCCACAGCGACGAGGCCCGCGAGACGCUAGAGCAGCUCAAGGUCGGCGUUCUGAAGCGACAGCCCGGCGACCCGUCCCCCAAGGCCUCCGCACCCGGCGCCGUCUCUCCCGCCGCCCAGACCGGCCAGGCCACCGGCCUCGGCAUUGGUGUCUACGCCUUCCUCCUGAUCGGUGGUGCCAUUGCCUACGGAGCAUACCAGUACCUGCAGCAACAGGAGCAGAAGGCAUGA
Phaeoacremonium minimum UCRPA7 is the source of this 414-nucleotide messenger RNA. RefSeq names its product putative cytochrome b5 protein. Gene Ontology annotation, molecular function: heme binding. The record is from RefSeq and is a predicted model, not a curated record. NCBI's taxonomy places the organism in Eukaryota, Fungi, Ascomycota, Sordariomycetes, Togniniales, Togniniaceae. Bases 1 to 414 code for a protein of 137 amino acids. Gene Ontology annotation, biological process: sterol biosynthetic process. The transcript has 3 exons. Gene Ontology annotation, cellular component: intracellular membrane-bounded organelle; endoplasmic reticulum membrane.